GACUUGCGUGUUUGAAUAUCGAAAGCUCUCGAUAGACGCAAUCGCAGCAAACAAAACAAACGCACAGAAAUUCUUCGAAGUGUCAAGAUGAAGUCGUGUUUCAGCUGAAAAACUAUUUCGCGUUGUUUUUUCGAGAAAACUCGGUCUGAUUGCCGGUGAAAGUGUGCAUAAUUGUGUCAGUGAUUAUGUCGGACUCUACUACGAAUUUUCCGCCGCAAACAUACUCGUCUUCAUUUUAUAUUAACGCCUUGGCUGAGGAUGAGAAAACUUCUUUAGUGCCUAACGUCGAUGUACCCAACGAUGUUGAGUCAAGAAACACACCUAUUUUGGACUGCUUCAUAUCAACGUUCCUGUCUGGUAGUAGGAAACAUUCACAGAAGGUAGAUAUCGGCAACAAAAAGGUAAUAAUACACUUAGUUGAUAGGCAAGUUUCUUGUAUACAACUUAUCCACCCAAAAAUAAAAGAUAUUCAAUGCGAUAUUGGAAAAAAUUCCCAAUAUCGCAG
Leptinotarsa decemlineata (Colorado potato beetle) is the source of this 505-nucleotide messenger RNA. RefSeq names its product inositol-trisphosphate 3-kinase-like protein (gene IP3K1). The record is from RefSeq and is a predicted model, not a curated record. Gene Ontology annotation, cellular component: nucleus; cytoplasm. NCBI's taxonomy places the organism in Eukaryota, Metazoa, Arthropoda, Insecta, Coleoptera, Chrysomelidae. Gene Ontology annotation, molecular function: inositol hexakisphosphate kinase activity. Gene Ontology annotation, biological process: inositol phosphate biosynthetic process; phosphatidylinositol phosphate biosynthetic process.